GAAUAAUUAAUAAAAAUCACAGCCGAAAAGACGUUUCAGCGAGCCGCGUCAUCAAAAAUUUCACAGUCGACAGCGUUGGUGGUGGUGAUUGGAAAAUUCGUGGCAGUUUUUGUGUUUCAACAAACGGAAAGCAUCAGAAAAACCAUGGAAAUCGUGACGGAUUUAAUGCAAAACCAACUGGUACUGCUAGUGGUACCUGUUGGCAUAGCCAUUUUGGGCGGAAUUUUGCUGUUUACGUACGCAAUUCGUCCAGUCCAACAGCCCAAAUUCAACUUGAGCGCUUUCGACGAUCGAAAAACAGCUGGGAAAAAGAAGAAAUUGAAAGAAAAAAAAUCUACAGCCAAUGGACAUAUUGCUACUGGUGUGGCAAAAGCUGAAAAGUCACCAGCCAAAGAAAAGAAAGCUCCAGAGCCAGCUAAAAAAGUUGAUAACAAUGCCAAUAAGCCAGUAAAGAAGGCAGACAAUAAUGUUAAAGACACUAAAAAAGCCGAACCAGCCUCAAAGAAAGCCGUUGAUAAUCAGGAAGCCAAAAAGAAGACAAACAAGAAGGCCUCUGUUCAGAAACCGGCUGAUUUUGAUGAAGGUGAUUGGGAAACUGUGCCAACCAAGGCAGACAAGAAGAAAAAAGUAGAACAAUCACCAGCUAAAAAAGAGAAGAAAUCUAAGAAACAAGAAAAAGUGUCUGAGGCUGUUGUUGCCAAAGAAGAAUCAUCUAACGAAGGGGAAGAGUUAGAAAAAGAGCCAGAACCUGAGGUGGUUACCGAGACACCAGAAGUAAUUGAAGAGGCAGCUCCAGUAAUUGAAGAGAAGAAAGACAAGAAGAAGGAGAAAAAAGCUAAAAAAGAAACCAAAGCUUCUAAUAAUGCUGCUCCUGUGGAGCAACCAGCUAAAGCCGAGAAGGUAGCUGCUCCGAAAGCUGAGAAAGCAGCUCCAAAAGCUGAGAAAGCUGCUCCAAAAGCUGAGAAACCGGCUGUAAAGGCUGAGAAAGCAGCUGCAAAAGCUGAGAAAGCAGCAGAAAAAGCUGAGAAGCCAGUAGAAAAGGCUGAGAGUGCUCCUGCUCAAGCUCAAGCUGCAGGAGCUGUUUUUGAUGAACUUGGGGACACAUGGACAGAGGCCAAAGCAGUGAAGAAGAGCAAGAAAAAGGCUCGCAGAGAAAACUAAUAGCGAGAUUAAUUUUCGUUUGUACCUCUCACAGAGUAAGUUAGACUGCUCCGCUGAGCAUCACCAAGCAAAGAGUACCCCGGUACUCGCCUGUUAAGACAAAUACCUCGAGAUCACAGUCUAAGAGACACCGAUCUCAUCGGAAUAAUAACAAAAAAACGACAAUUCACAUUUUGUAUCCAUCAGAGAUUUAAAAAAGUCUGAAGACUUAAGUGAUUAGGGAGUAAAAAAUCGUACUACACUGCCCGUCAAAAUUAACGUGUCUAUUUUUAAAAGAAUCUUUUGUAAAUUUUAUAUUAAGUAAUGUUAAUUUUGAAUCUUAAACAAAGCUAUUUGAAUUUUUAAAACUAUUUGUUACAAAAUACUGAAUUUUGUAAAAAAAAAUUGUUUAUUUUGACAAGCAGUGUAUUGAUCAGCGACAAUUCAAAAUAAUCUUAAAUACUCACUGAAUGUAUUUUAAAAUUUUUCUAGA
Messenger RNA from Sitophilus oryzae (rice weevil), 1633 nucleotides. RefSeq names its product putative surface protein SACOL0050. NCBI's taxonomy places the organism in Eukaryota, Metazoa, Arthropoda, Insecta, Coleoptera, Curculionidae. The coding region runs from base 145 to 1161 and encodes 338 amino acids. The record is from RefSeq and is a predicted model, not a curated record. The transcript has 3 exons.